Messenger RNA from Miniopterus natalensis, 2546 nucleotides. The record is from RefSeq and is a predicted model, not a curated record. NCBI's taxonomy places the organism in Eukaryota, Metazoa, Chordata, Mammalia, Chiroptera, Miniopteridae.
AUUUAAAGUUUGCAGAAUUUGCAGGAAAAUCUACCUCAGCAAACUGCAAGACAGUCUCUUGUUUCUAACAGGUGGUCCCCCUGAGUUACAUUUGUAAUAUUAACCGAUGUGGAUUAUUUGGAAGUGGGUACUCUCUAACAUUUGUAGUCUCUGUUUUCUGUGUAUUCGUGGCCCUUUGUUUUCCUCAGAGAUCCCAUGCCUUCGGGAUUCUGCUUUUGACCAUGGUGGCUUUAGGAGCCAGGCCUCAAAUUGCUGGGGAUUGCCGCAAUGGAGGCGCCUCACUGCAGCUUCCCCUUCUCAUAUCCUGAGUACACUCUGUUAUUUCUGUUAUUUUAUUGUCCGUGGUUCUGCUUUCUCAAACCAAACUUCUCUGGUGUUUAAAACUUUAGCUGCAACGUUCCCUGAGAUGGUGACGGGAUUGAAGCUUCCUUAGCUUUGUCCACAUUCAAAUACCUGUUUUGUACUUUGCUCUCUGCCUUCAGGUGUUCGAGAGGUCCUUCUGUCAUCUGUCUACCUACAGACUGAUUUGGUUCGUGGCCGCAGUGAUGCUAUGUAGGGCUCGAGUGCUGACCCAAGAUGAAAGAGAGCAGCUGCACAAACCUGUUUCCUUACGAUGCUUUCUGGAAACUUCCGAGGAAGUCCUGAUUGUGACAUGGCAGAAAAUGAAGGCUUCAAGCCCAGACAACAUGGUCACUUUCAGCAAGGAUCAUGGGGUUGUGCUCCAGCCGGCCUAUAAGGAUAAGAUGAACAUAACUGAGCUGGGACUUAAGAACACAACCAUUACCUUCUGGAAUACCACUCUGGACGAUGAGGGUUGUUACACGUGCCUCUUCAAUACCUUCGGUUCUGGGAAGAUUUCAGGAGUAGCCUGCCUCACCCUCUUUGUACAGCCCAAAGUAUUCGUUCGCUAUAACCUCUCUGAAGACCACCUAAAUGUCACUUGCUCUGCCAAUGCCCGCCCAGCCCCUAUGAUCUCCUGGAAGGUCUCUAUCUCAGGAAUGGAAAACAGUACUGAGGUUAUCACACACCCCAAUGGGACCACGACUGUCAUCAGCAGCCUCCACAUCAAAGAUCCCAAGAGUCAGAUGGGGAAGGAGGUGAUCUGCCAGGUGCUGCACAUGGGAACUGUGACUGACUUCGGGCAAACUGUGAACAAAGGCUUUUGGUUUUCAGUCCCACUACUCUUAAGUAUUGUUUCCCUGGUAAUUCUUCUGAUCUUAAUCUCAAUCUUACUAUACUGGAAACGUCAUCGGACCCAAGACAGAGAGCCCUAGAAGAGUCACAGAACCCUGGAAGUUAUUCUCUGGUCUACUUGAAUCUGACACAGGAGGAAAGCAGGACUAAAAGGUUCAUUCUCCAGGGACCUAUGCGAGCAAAAGAGGUAGAAGUAAAAGGCCUAAGAAUUUCAAGACUUUCUACUGCCAUCUAAGCUAAUCAGUGCUUGUGUGAAUUACAAAAGGAAGUCAUUUUACCUCUCAGGUCUGUUGUAAGGAUUGAUUUUGUAAAGCAAUGCAGUGUUGUGCUGUUGAAUGGACACUGGACUUAGCAUGAGGAGCCGCAGUGUGAGGCUGAUUUUGGCUGAGACUGGUAGCAACCGUGUGUUAAUCACUAGUCCAUUAACUUCCAAGACAGCAUCCAGAAAAUUAAGGAGUUGGACCAGAUAAUUUGCUAUUCUGCUCUAAAAACUGAUGUAAUUCCAGUAGAAAGACAUGAAAAAGAGAGAAGAGAGAAGUUGGGAAGGUUAAGGACCAAAGAACUUUUCUGAGAUUACCUUUUGCUUUUCUGUGGCUGUUCCAUCGCUUCUUCCCUUGCUGUGCUUAGGUCCAUGAGUCUGCUGCCUUGUCCCUUGAUAUCUAGUCCACUCCCUGCUUUCUGCUUUGCCAUAGCUGGUCUCUCUAGAACCCUUGGUUUCACUGCUAUUCUUCAUGUAUUUCUGUGACAGCUAUCACAUUGAAAAUUGGACUGAAUUUAUUGUGAAACAACAUGGCAACCUUAACUUUACUUGCCUAUUUUUAUAGCAGAAUAGACAUUGUUAGUCUUAGGCAGCAACUCACAUUUUUUAAAAAGCAUGCGUUCCUUGUCCAUUUGUCUCAUAAUGUGACCUAGCCCUAUUUUAGUCAUUCGGAAUUCAGACUAGUGUGUAUAAUGAAAAUAUAUUAUGAAACCAGGCAUUUAGGUGUCCUAAAUAGCAGUCGGCCAGUUCAAAUGCGUUGUUCUCCUAGCUUUCUUCUCCCAUGAGUUCACUCUUCACAGUAGCUAGCAGUGGAUGCAUGUGUGGGUGUACAAUUCCCUGUGUUCUAAAUAUAUUGUUUUAACUAGUGGAACACUUUUUGAACUCUUUAAUAAUCAUAAGACCAAAUUAGUGACUUUUUCAGUAUCUUUGGCUCUCUUGUCUCUGUCCAGUGACCUAGAAACUAAAACUUAAGUUGUUUUCACUAUUGAAUUGGAUAUUUAUAUAUUUAGUAAGCUUUUCAGAUGUUAUUUAAUUCUGUGUUAUUUCUUACAUUUGUAUAAGAUACUGAAGAAUUAAAAGUGUGAACUCUAAA